AUGCAUGAUUGUGCCAGCAAAGGAUGGCAACGAGGAGGACAGGGCCGAAUUGAAGAUGGACAACUAAGUACCCCGCCCUGGUUGGCUCUGUUUUCGGUGCUGAGCUACUUCACAGUCAAUAGCCCGGUUGUUUUUCGUUUUCACAUGAGUUGGAAGUUGAAGGAUGCCCUUGAGACGAUUGAUGAACUCGUUGUGGAGAUGAACAAUUUCCGCUUCCAACAACAUGCCGAGGCACCAAGUGUUGUUCAUCCGCAAACACACUCUCGUGUCGAUGAAUCAGAUAUUGUCGGCAGACAAGAUGACAAGGAACAAGUGGUGAAGAUAUUGCUUGAUCACAAUAACAGUAACAAUAAUAAUGUCAUGGUGCUCCCCAUAGUUGGUAUGGGGGGAAUUGGUAAGACUACCCUUGCCCAACUUGUGCACAAUGAUCGUAGGGUGAAUCAUCAUUUUGAGCUGGUAUUAUGGGUAUGUGUCUCUGACAAGCUCGUUGUCGAAGAAAUCAUCCGAUCUAUAAUAGAAGUAGCCACGAUGAAGAAGUGUGAUUUGACUCAGAUGGAGGCAAUGCAGAAGGAACUUAGUGAAGUGUUGGGCAACAAAAGGUACCUCCUAGUGUUGGAUGAUGUUUGGAAUGAAGAUAGUCAAAAGUGGGAUGAUCUGAGAUCUUUGUUAUGCCCAGAUGAUGAUGGCAGUGCACAUGCUGGCCCAGGCAGUGCUACAGUUGUGACAAGCCGCAGCAAUCAAGUUGCUUCUAUCAUGAGCACAGUUCCUCGACAUCAGAUAUCACUUCUAAAUGUGGAUCAAUCAUGGGAACUAUUUUGCAGAAUCGCAUUUGGAAGGGAAGUGGAACAGCAAGAAGAAUUUAUUUCAAUGGCUAAGAGUAUUGUUCACAAGUGUAAGGGAUUGCCUCUUGCUAUCAAGACUAUAUCAACUUUACUUCGUUCAAAGAAUCACAGUCAGUGGUUCACUAUUGCGGAUAGUGAUGUCUGGAAGAGUGACAUCCUCGCUACUGGGAUUGUACCUGCACUACAACUAAGCUAUGAUCACUUGUCAUCGGAAGCUAAACUAUGCUUUACUUUCUGUGCUAUUUUCCCCAAGGAUUCCCCAAUGGAUAAAGAUUUAUUAAUCCAACUAUGGAUGGCAAAUGACUUCAUCAUAUCAGAAAUAAAAGGCCAAGAAAUUUUCAAUGUGCUAGUUUGGAGAUGUUUCCUACAAGAUGUUGAGAUUCGGAAGAAUCUACCAUCUGCAUUUGAAGACAGGUUCAUCCAGCAACCAACUACUUGCAAGAUGCAUGAUCUAAUGCAUGAUCUUGCUGACUAUGUGAGUGGUAACGAUUGCUCCAUUCUACAAGAACCUUCAUAUCACUAG
Messenger RNA from Aegilops tauschii subsp. strangulata, 1365 nucleotides. RefSeq names its product putative disease resistance protein RGA3. Gene Ontology annotation, molecular function: ADP binding. The record is from RefSeq and is a predicted model, not a curated record. Lineage: Eukaryota; Viridiplantae; Streptophyta; Magnoliopsida; Poales; Poaceae.